AUGGAGGGCGUUCUAAAUUUCGACCAAGAGCUCGACAUGGGCCUUCUCGACCGCGUCGUCACCACCUUCUUCCAAGGCGCCGGCCAAGAUCAAGCACAAGCCCAACAAAUUCUUACCCAAUUCCAAGAACAUCCCGACGCAUGGACCAAAGUGGAUCAGAUCAUCGAACACGCACAAAACCCCCAAACCAAAUAUAUCGCUCUCUCCGUCUUGGACAAGCUCAUCUCGACCCGUUGGAAGAUUUUGCCGCCUGAGCAGAGACAGGGGAUCAGGAACUUUAUUGUUGGGGUUAUCAUUAAGAGUUCGUCGGAUGAUUCGUUGUUGACGAGGGAGAGGACGUAUCUUAAUAAGCUCAACCUUACGCUUGUUCAGGUUCUGAAACAGGAGUGGCCGAAGCAUUGGCCAACGUUCAUUCCGGAGGUCGUCGCCUCCUCGAGAACCAACUUGAGUUUGUGCGAGAACAACAUGGCGAUUCUCAAGUUGUUGUCCGAAGAGGUCUUUGAUUACUCGGCGGAGCAGAUGACGAUGGCAAAGACGAAGAACUUGAAGAACCAGCUAUGCGGGGAGUUCUCAGAGAUCUUCCAGUUGUGUUCGGAGGUACUGGAGAAGGCGCAGAAGGCAACCUUGAUCAAGGCGACUUUGGAGACGUUGCUGAGGUUCUUGAACUGGAUUCCAUUGGGGUACAUUUUCGAGACCAACAUCAUCGAGAACUUGAGAGGCAGGUUCCUGGAGGUUCCCGAGUUCCGCAAUGUCACGCUCAAGUGCUUGACCGAGAUCGGUGGGUUGUCCGUCGGAGCGCAGUACAACGAGAAGUUUGUUGUCAUGUUCAAGUCGGUCAUGACCUCCAUUCAGGCAAUGGUACCCAUCGCCACCAGCAUCAAGGACGUCUACGAGAACGCUUCCUCGAACGAUCAGGAUUUCAUCCAGAACCUCGCGCUCUUCCUCUCUACUUUCCUCGGUACCCACCUCGAGAUCUUGGAGACGCCUGAUACGAAGGAUAUGCUCCUCGCUGCACACUUCUACCUCAUCAAGAUCUCCCAGGUCGACGAGCGCGAGAUCUUCAAGAUCUGUCUGGAGUACUGGUCUAAGCUCGUCCAAACUCUUUACGAAGAGAUGCAGUCACUGCCCGCAACGGACGUCAAUCCCCUCCUCAACCUCUCGAUGGGUGGCGCGUACAACAACGGUACCGUAGCGAAUGUGAACUUGAGAAAGAAUGCGUAUCAUGAGGUACUCUCUAAUUUGCGUGUCGUUAUGAUUGAGAAAAUGGUUAAGCCUGAGGAGGUCCUCAUUGUUGAGAACGACGAGGGAGAGAUCGUGCGUGAGUUCAUCAAGGAGUCUGAUACCAUCACCCUCUACAAGUCCAUGCGUGAGUGUUUGGUUUAUCUCACCCAUCUGGACGUCCUCGACACGGAGAUUAUUAUGUCCGACAAGUUGCAGCGCCAGGUCGAUGGAUCGGAGUGGUCUUGGGCGAACUUGAACACCCUUUGCUGGGCCAUCGGAUCCAUCUCCGGUGCGAUGAACGAGGAGACCGAAAAGAGGUUCUUGGUCACCGUCAUCAAGGACCUCCUCGGUCUCUGCGAGAUGAAGCGCGGAAAAGACAACAAAGCCGUCGUUGCCUCCAACAUCAUGUACAUCGUCGGCCAAUACCCACGUUUCUUGAAAGCGCACUGGAAGUUCCUGAAGACUGUCGUCAACAAGUUGUUUGAGUUCAUGCACGAGCUUCACGAGGGUGUCCAGGAUAUGGCUUGUGACACCUUCAUCAAGAUCGCGCAAAAGUGCCGCAGACACUUUGUCGCACAACAAACCGGCGAACACGAACCCUUCAUCGACGAGAUCGUCCGCAAUUUGUCGCGUAUCACGAACGAUUUGCAGCCGCAGCAGGUUCAUACUUUCUACGAGGCGUGUGGGUAUAUGAUUUCUGCGCAGCCUCAAAAACAUAUUCAGGAGCGUUUGAUCUCGGAUUUGAUGGCGAUGCCGAAUGGGGCUUGGGAUACCGUUAUCCAGCAGGCUGGACAGAACGUUGAUGUCCUUUCUGAUCCGGGGACUGUCAAGAUCAUUGGGAAUGUUCUCAAGACAAAUGUGAGCGCGUGUACGAGUGUUGGACACUAUUUCUAUCCUCAGAUCGCGAAGAUUUAUUUGGAUUUAUUGGGGUUGUACAAAGCUACGAGUGGUGUUAUCUCUGAUACUGUUGCGGCGCAGGGACCGGUUGCGACGAAGACGCCGAGGGUUAGGGGUUUGAGGACGAUUAAGAAGGAGAUUUUGAAGCUGGUUGAGACCUAUGUCGAAAAGACCGAGGAUGGAAACUUGGUGAACGACAACCUCGUUGCUCCGCUCUUGGAGACUACCCUUGGUGAUUACCAGCGUAACGUCCCUGACGCGCGUGAUGCGGAGGUCUUGAAGGUCGUUGAUGCGAUCGUCGCUAAGCUCGGUCCGUUGAUGAUGGAUAAGAUCCCCCCGAUCUUGGAUGCGGUGUUUGAGCCUACGUUGAGUAUGAUCAACAGGGAUUUCACGGAGUACCCUGAGCAUCGUGUCGCGUUCUUCAACUUGAUCCGCGAUAUCAACUUGCACUGUUUCCCGGCAUUGGUGUCUUUGCCUCCGGCGCAGUUUAAGUUGUUUAUUGACUCGAUUGUGUGGUCGUUCAAGCAUGUUGGACGUGAUGCGCAGGAGACGGGUCUCAACAUCUGUCUUGAGCUCAUUAACAACAUUGCUGGUAUGGACCCCGGAGUCUCGUCUGCGUUCUUCCAGUUGUACUUUGUCAGUCUUCUUCAGGAUGUUUUCUUCGUUCUUACCGAUUUGGAGCACAAGGCUGGAUUCCGAUUGCAAUCGACGAUUUUGGCCAGGAUGUUCGAGUUGGUUGAGAAUGACUUGAUUAAGGCUCCUCUAUCCGAGAACCAGACCGUGAGCAAUGUGGAGUUCUUGAGGGGAUACGUCAUGAACCUCCUCGCUACCGCAUUUCCCCACCUUCAGCCCGUUCAGAUGCAGUCGUUUACUACUGGGUUGUUUGCACUCAACAAGGAUCCUGUCAAGUUCAAGCAGUGCUUGCGUGAUUUCUUGAUCUCGUUGAAGGAGUUUGCGGGAGAGGAGGAGGCUACAUCCGAGUUGUACCUCGAUGAGCGCGAAAACGAGUUACAAGCGAGACAGUUGGCGGAUAGGGAGAGGGCGUUGGCGGUACCUGGUAUGGUCAAGCCUGCCGAUCUGCCAGCAAUGCAGACACCUGAGGACCGUUGCGAAGAUGCUGUUUCGCCGACCCCAUCCGCCCCCUCCGUCCCCUCUGCGCCAUCCGCAAUCAUCGCACCAGUCGCAUCAGGGCAAACUCCCGCCAACAAGGACACGGAGGAAAUCCCAACCCCUCUCCUCGGCCAAGAUAAGUCUCAAUAUUGGGGCUCCGAGGAGGAGGAGGGGGAGGGUGUUCUCGGAGAUGGUGAGAAGGAUGGUCUCGCCCAUCGCACUCCCGUGGACAUGACUCCGGCCGCCGGGAAGAGGGCUAUUUCUGCCGGGUUUGCCGUCUUGAACACAGACUUGCCGAAACGGCCUCGCACUGCUGUGGAGGAGGAGUUGAAAGGAGAGUAUGUUGACGGGUUGAUUGGCGCGAAGUGA
This is a messenger RNA of Saitoella complicata NRRL Y-17804, 3597 nucleotides long. RefSeq lists its product as uncharacterized. Gene Ontology annotation, cellular component: nucleus; cytoplasm. The record is from RefSeq and is a predicted model, not a curated record. Gene Ontology annotation, molecular function: small GTPase binding; nuclear export signal receptor activity. Gene Ontology annotation, biological process: ribosomal large subunit export from nucleus; ribosomal small subunit export from nucleus; protein export from nucleus. Lineage: Eukaryota; Fungi; Ascomycota; Saitoellomycetes; Saitoellales; Saitoellaceae. The transcript has 3 exons. The coding region runs from base 1 to 3597 and encodes 1198 amino acids.